This is a messenger RNA of Aspergillus wentii DTO 134E9, 2663 nucleotides long. RefSeq names its product catalase catB (gene cat1). Bases 279 to 2459 code for a protein of 726 amino acids. Gene Ontology annotation, molecular function: catalase activity; heme binding. Gene Ontology annotation, cellular component: cytosol. Gene Ontology annotation, biological process: response to oxidative stress; hydrogen peroxide catabolic process. The transcript is spliced from 5 exons. Lineage: Eukaryota; Fungi; Ascomycota; Eurotiomycetes; Eurotiales; Aspergillaceae. The record is from RefSeq and is a predicted model, not a curated record.
GUAUCACAAAGUCCCCACGUUCUAGCCCUGCUGCUUCAAUAAGCAGCCCUUCAUAGUUAAUCAUCAUGGCUCAUGCCUCACAGCCUUUUGCCCGCCGCUCUUGGUUCCUGCGUCCCCUAGUCUAGUCAUGCACGAACCCUGUCCGGCUUAUCCUUCGAUCUGCAUGCCCCCAUUUUUUGCCCUCGCCAUAUAUAAAUAACCCGAUGCCCUUGUUAUGUCGUCCCCUCUCCUUCUUCUUUUGUCCACCAUCAUACAGCCCUUGAAUGCGUCCUGUCAAGAUGCGUUCCCUUUUGAUUCCCAGCCUCAUUGGCAUCGCCAGUGCCGCCUGCCCUUACAUGACCGGUGAACUUCACUCGCGCGAUGCCACCAACGAUGCUGCCGCCGACACGGAAGACUUCCUCUCCCACUACUACCUCAACGACACCGACUCCUACCUCACCACUGAUGUCGGUGGUCCCAUCGCCGACCAAAACAGUUUGAGCGUUGGAGAGCGUGGUCCUACUCUGCUCGAGGACUUCAUCUUCCGUCAGAAGAUUCAGCGAUUUGACCAUGAGCGGGUCCCCGAACGUGCUGUCCACGCCCGUGGUACCGGUGCUCACGGUGUCUUCACCUCGUAUGGCGAUUUCUCCAACAUCACCGCCGCUUCCUUCCUCCGAGGCAAGGGCAAGGAGACCCCCAUGUUCGUUCGCUUUUCCACCGUCGCUGGUAGCCGCGGCAGUUCCGACCUGGCUCGCGAUGUUCACGGCUUCUCCACCCGUUUCUAUACCGAUGAGGGCAACUUUGACAUUGUCGGAAACAACAUCCCCGUCUUCUUCAUCCAGGAUGCCAUCCUCUUCCCCGACCUGAUCCACGCCGUCAAGCCCCGUGGCGACAACGAAAUCCCUCAAGCUGCUACUGCCCACGACUCCGCCUGGGACUUCUUCAGCCAGCAGCCCAGCUCCCUGCACACUCUCUUCUGGGCCAUGGCCGGACACGGUAUCCCCCGUUCCUUCAGACACGUCGAUGGAUUCGGUGUCCACACCUACCGUUUCGUGACCGACAAGGGAGCCACCAAGCUCGUCAAGUUCCACUGGAAAUCCCUGCAGGGUAAGGCCAGUUUGGUCUGGGAGGAGGCCCAGCAGGUCUCGGGCAAGAACCCAGACUUUAUCCGCCAGGAUCUGUUCGAGUCUAUCGAGGCCGGCCGUUUCCCCGAGUGGGAGCUCGGUGUCCAAAUCAUGGACGAAGAAGACCAGCUUCGCUUCGGCUUCGAUCUCCUCGAUCCCACCAAGAUUGUCCCCGAGGAAUUAGUCCCCAUCACCCCCUUGGGUAAGAUGCAGCUCAACCGUAACCCGCGCAACUACUUUGCCGAGACUGAACAAGUCAUGUUCCAACCCGGCCACAUCGUCCGCGGUGUCGACUUCACCGAUGACCCUCUGCUCCAGGGCCGUCUCUUCUCUUACCUCGACACCCAGUUGAACCGUCACGGCGGUCCCAACUUCGAGCAGCUCCCCAUUAACCAGCCCCGUGUGCCCAUCCACAACAACAACCGCGAUGGUGCCGGUCAGAUGUUCAUCCCCCUCAACCGCGACGCUUACACCCCUGGUCCCAACGCUGUCAACGAGGGCGCCCCCAAGCAGGCCAACCAGACCGCUGGCAAGGGCUUCUUCACCGCCCCUAACCGCCAGCCCAGCGGCAAGCUUCUGCGCACCGUCAGCCCCAGCUUCAAUGAUGUCUGGUCGCAGCCCCGUCUGUUCUACAACUCGCUCGUCCCCGCCGAGAAGCAGUUCCUUAUUGACGCCAUGCGUUUCGAGAACUCCAAUGUUAAGAGUUCUGUCGUCAAGAACAAUGUCAUCAUCCAGCUCAACCGCGUCGACAACGAUCUCGCCCGCCGCGUUGCUCGCGCUAUCGGCGUCGAGGAGCCCCACCCUGACCCUACUUACUACCACAACAACAAGACUAUCAACGUCGGUUCCUUUGGCGCCAAGCUCGCCAAGCUUGAUGGUCUCAAGAUCGGAUAUCUCGCAUCGGUCGACAACAAGACCUCCAUCAACGAUGCCACUUCUCUGCGCAACAGUCUCUCCAAGGAAGGUGUCGACGUCGUUGUCGUCGCUGAGCGCUUGGCUGACGGCGUUGACCAAACCUACUCCGGCUCCGACGCCAUCCAGUUCGAUGCCGUCAUCGUCGCCAGUGGCGCUGAGGGUCUCUUCUCCUACUCUACCUUCACCUCGCCUGCCAACUCCACCGCUGCCUCGACCCUUUUCCCUGCCGGUCGUCCUCAGCAGAUCCUUGUGGAUGGCUUCCGUUUCGGUAAGCCGAUCGGUGCACUAGGCGGUGCCGCCUCUGUUCUUACCCGUGCUGGCAUCUCUUCUUCCCGCACUGGUGUCUAUGUUGCCAAGUCUGUCGGUGAGUCCUUUAUCAACGGUGUCAAGGAGGGUCUCCAAACCUUCAAGUUCCUGGACCGUUUUGCUCUGGACCAAUAAGCUGCCUAAGGGGAAAUGUCUUUCUUUUGUUUCCCCAUCCUUUCUAGAUCUUGUUAAAGAUGACUAGUCAGGGUGUACUCAUGUUCAUGUUCAUGUUCAUGUAUUAUUUGAAAUCAAAAUUUAUAGGUCGUCGGCCUAUCAGUAUUAGCUUGCAUAUAACUCCUAAUGAAGUAUGAAAUAAUCAACACUUACCUUAAGAACCAU